AUGUCUCUAACAAUCUAUCCUCGGCUGCUCUCACGACGUCUAGAGGGUUUAAGUGGCAAGGCACGGCUGCCCCGAAGCGUUCAAGCAGUAUAUCUACGGCCGCUUCGUAGGAAGGCUGAAUAUGGUCUUCCAGUGUGUGAUCUACAGUUGAGAUCAUACAGCGUUCGAAACGUUGAAUUCUUUUCGGAUUUCGCUAUACGAGCUGCAUAUUACUUAGGUCUUCCGGUCUCUGGGCCUGUACCUUUACCACGCAUUGUCGAAAGAUGGACUGUGCCCCGAAGCAAUUUUGUUCACAAGAAGAGCCAAGAGAACUUUGAGCGUAUAACCCUGCGUCGGCUGAUUCAGGUCAAAGAUGGGAAUCCACAGACUGUCCAGGCGUGGCUGGCUUUUUUGAGGAAAUAUGCAUUUCACGGAGUGGGUAUGAAAGCAAACAUGUGGGAAUACGACAGUCUCGAUGUCGUCGAGAACCUAGACAGAGCGGGUUCAGAAACCGAAAAGUCACUUGAAGCACUCCUUUCACAAUUCGGUCAAAGACAAGAUACAAAAUCGGACGAUUCUCUUGUUCAAAUCUUGAACAAAGACCACCUGGUCACACUGAAGAGCCCCUUAUCAGAGGUCGGCAGGCGCUGA
Aspergillus aculeatus ATCC 16872 is the source of this 630-nucleotide messenger RNA. Its product is annotated as mitochondrial 37S ribosomal protein uS10m. Gene Ontology annotation, cellular component: ribosome; mitochondrion; small ribosomal subunit. The coding region runs from base 1 to 630 and encodes 209 amino acids. The record is from RefSeq and is a predicted model, not a curated record. Lineage: Eukaryota; Fungi; Ascomycota; Eurotiomycetes; Eurotiales; Aspergillaceae. Gene Ontology annotation, biological process: translation. Gene Ontology annotation, molecular function: structural constituent of ribosome. The transcript is spliced from 3 exons.